AUGGCUUCAACACUCUUCUUUCCGGAUGUGUCUCCUACGAAUCAAGCCAGCCGAUCCAUGAAUCACAGUCCAAGUAGCAGUACAGGUCUCAAUGGGUCAACGCAUAAUCCCUGGAAUAAGAAAUAUAUUCUUACGCUAGACGGCGGAGGUGUGCGUGGUCUAUCUAGUCUACUUGUCAUCCAACAUCUUAUGGUACUUUGUAAUUCUUUUGAGCAGAGUCAAGACGAGCUGGUCAGGUCAAAUUUUCAUCCACUGCCAUUCCAACAAGGUCAAGGAUCGAUUACCAACAGCAGAAAGUCCAGAAGUGCACAGUUCUUACCGGUACAUUAUUUUGACUAUAUUGCAGGCACAAGUACUGGUGGAUUGAGUGCUAUUAUGCUCAGAGAGAAUAUAUUUGGUCAACCACGGAAGCUUUCGAUGCGUGGUCCAAUACCGUGGAAUCGGGAAAAGUAUGAUCAUCGCAAACUUGAGCAAUCUAUAAAAGAUGUUGUGAAAAGAAGAGACUGGAAAGAAGAUCAAAUUGCAGACUCUAUGUAUCCUUCAAAUAAAGACCGGUGUUGGACAAUCGUUUUAGCGGUCCGAGAAAACAACUCCGCCAACGCCCCUUACCUUUUUCGAACAUACGAACAUGUCAAAUCAGAAUUGAACUAUUCUGAAGAGCUCAAUCCCGGCCCACCGCUUCAUAUACCUAUAUGGCAAGUCGCCCGAGCAACUACUGCAGCGCCGACAUAUUUCAAACCAUUUCAACUACUUAAUGAACGCUUCGUAGAUGGAGGAUAUGGUCAUAACAACCCCACCUCGAGAACAUUUGCAGAGGUCGAACAAGUACAUGGCAAAGGCACUGUCGCCAUCACACUUAGCAUUGGUACUGGUCGACCCACAAAAGUCCAGCCAAUAGCCAGACAGAACAGUGGGCUCAUAAGCCACUACAGGCAAAUGAUCAAAUAUACCGCAACUACAACAACCGACUCCGAGCACACCCAUGAAUAUGUAAAGGCACUGACCGCGGAUCGAUGUACCUAUGAGCGCUUCAACGUUGAUGGGGGACUAGGUGACAUAGAUCUUGGAGAAUGGCGUGUUCAUGGCAAUGAAAACAUGACUCUCAAAAGGAUACGAGAACAAACUCAUGUCUACCUCAAUCAAUCAGAGGUUCGAAGAAGAAUGGAGCAAGUAGCCAAAAUGCUAGUGAGGAAUCGACAAGAGAGGUCGAGAACUGAAAAAUGGGACGUUGUGGCUACGGGUCACAGAUUUCACUGUCCUCGAUGCUGUAACGAAGAGACGAUCUUUACAAGGGAAGAAGAUUUUAAGACUCAUCUUUGUGAGGCUCAUGAGUUUUCCAGUGCCUCCGGGGAAUCUUUUGAUGAACUUAGACUGAAAAAGGCGAUUAGAGAUGGGAGAAUCUUGCAUGCGGAUUGA
Molecule: messenger RNA, 1416 nt
Organism: Botrytis byssoidea
Lineage: Eukaryota; Fungi; Ascomycota; Leotiomycetes; Helotiales; Sclerotiniaceae
Exons: 5
Coding region: 1-1416 (471 amino acids)
Biological process (GO): arachidonate metabolic process
Cellular component (GO): membrane
Source: RefSeq, a predicted model, not a curated record